This is a messenger RNA of Thecamonas trahens ATCC 50062, 1541 nucleotides long. RefSeq lists its product as uncharacterized. The transcript has a single exon. The record is from RefSeq and is a predicted model, not a curated record. Bases 57 to 1541 code for a protein of 494 amino acids. NCBI's taxonomy places the organism in Eukaryota, Apusomonadida, Apusomonadidae.
UUAGCGGUGGUGCAGCCAGGGCAGACAGUCAGGGUGUUGGUCAAGCUGAUCCGGCGAUGAAGAGCAGGCAGAUGGCGGUACCAGUGGCCUCGUUCCCAGCAGUUUCCAUCCCAGUUCCGGGAUCGGUCCCAGUAGAGGUCACUCUCAUUGCCCAGCUCGCGCCAGGCUCCGGAUCGCAUGUCUUUGAUGCCGUCGCCCGUCGCCAAGCCGAGCACGCCGAGUACGUGGCCGAGCUCGAUGAGCCCUCGGCGAAGCUGGGCAACGUCGAUCUGGACGUUGGCGAUCGGAGCUCGCUCUACACUUUUACCGUCGACGGUGGCCAUCCGUUUCACAGACACGCUGGCCAUCGGGUGGUGGUCGGCAUCGCCGGCGCAAGCGGCUCGACCCUUGCCUUUUCCACCGCCACUGACGUCGACGAGCUUCGCGCCAAUCCCACGGCGUUUGUGGACAACUUUGAAGUCGUCCGCCUUCCUCCAGAUGCGCUCUUUACGCUGCGAUUCGACGGAUCGGUGUGGCAUCGGUUCUCGCCGGACUUUGUCCGCUUGCCAGGCCAGAGCCACGAGCUCAUCAACGUGCUUUCUGCCCGGCAAGGGCCGCAUCCGGCGUUCACUGCCAUCUCGACUCACACCGACGAGACCGGCGGAGACCUUGCGCCUGAGCUGGCGCAGGCCGUCUGCAGGGGAGAGGCCAACAUCGCCAUGCUCACCGAGCUGCUGCCUGACGAGGUUGUUGACUACCUUGCCGCCCAUCCGAUCAGGUCGCCCAAGACGACUGCGCUCUCGCUUGAACCGUAUGGCCAGCUCCAGAGCGAGGCCUGCUACGCUUUUCGCUCGACCGCUGGACGCAUGUGGCGCGCGUUGCCCAAGUGGGAGCCGAAGCAUUGGGUACUCACCACCGUCCGGGCCGAUCGCUCCGGCGCCCACCUCCCUGUCACGUACUCACCCGAUCCAGCGCCGCACUCGAUGCUCCGGACUGUUGUCGCCGAGUUUGACCACCAAGACGAGUUUGCUGUCGAGUUUGAAGCUGGCACGGCUGGCUUGACCUCCGCAGACGUCCUGGCGCUUGCGCUGGAGGGCUUCCUCGAAAACCCACCCGAUGUGGUCUCGACAAUGAUGCGAGUCCGCAAUGCACUGGUUGCUCCGCUACGGCUCCGCACCUCGCCGCUCGGCUGCCCGGUCUCGUCGCUUCUCUCGAGAUCCGACACGCUGUUUGCUGGCCGGUUCCCAGUCCAUGACUCGGUGGUGGCAGACGAUGGCAUGUCUGCCGAGGUUCUCCUCGGCGCUGAUGACAAGCAUGUCAGCUUUCGCUCGGUCGUCCGAGUUGAGGCCCUUCCGUCGGCGUCCAACACUUUCCGUCUCAUCCUAGGCAACCGCGUCGAGUGCCUCAAUGUCUUUGGCAAGGCCUACAUGUGGGCUAUCGACGCGAGCCAUCGCAACAUUGUCGCUCCUGGCCUCAUCCGGCACGCCGCUCAAUACGUCAUCGCAGCCACCUCUGCCGCCGACAGGGCCAAAACUCGCGGUCACCCCAACUCGCAAAGGUAG